Molecule: messenger RNA, 1489 nt
Organism: Suillus subalutaceus
Lineage: Eukaryota; Fungi; Basidiomycota; Agaricomycetes; Boletales; Suillaceae
Exons: 10
Source: RefSeq, a predicted model, not a curated record
AUGAUGGUACGUCACGGCGGACUGAAUCUCGUUUGCCCAAUAUGCCCGCCAUUCGACGCGGGAAGUACAUACCUCGACGUCUCCACGACAGCGCACACACCGGAGGGGCGCUUGAAGCUGGAUAAACUUGGCGCUAGUCGCAAACUUGCGCAACAGAAUGCUGUCUGUACCGCUUUGCUAUUCAUUUGCGAUGAAAAUCGCAAUCUUGGUCCUGCAGAUACCUUGAGCGUAUCUUUCGAGGAGUUCAAGACUACAAUGAAAAGUCGCGCGAGCGCUGCUGACUUGAAGUUAGGUCCUUGCCAGCAUACUUACUUGCGGCGGGUGCUCUUAUUCUUCUGGGAGCAUGGCCAUAUCGACUUGACCUUUGCCCACAAUGGCCGUCAGCGGGAUGUGGUCCAACAGAUCGAAAUUCAGCCCAGUUUCUACGACAUGCAAGAAGUCCUGGAUGGAUAUGGAACAUUAUCGGCUCGAGAAAAAUACCGUGCAUAUAUGUCGCUUGCAACCAAAGUAUUUGGAAAGGAUCGAACACCGACUGUGCUCCAGGCAGCUAGAUGUGCUUUCCAAUAUUCCAGAAAGUAUCAGGAUUUGGCAUCCUCUUUAUGUCGAGAAAGAGAUGCCGCUGACAGUCAGGAAAACACUGUCGCGGACAACGAGAUAAAUGAAGGUGAUUAUUCGAUGGACUCAAUGUCAGUGAGCAUUUUACAUAUUGUUGUUGUGUUAUUGUGCAUUGUAUUUGUGGUAUACAGGCAGUCCGAAGAAUUCCAUGACAAUCGGGUUGUUCUUUUCACACCUGCUCGCACGCUGAGUUAUAGCCACAGUAAAGGAGACAUUGGCCUCCCCACACCCGAGUCACUGCCUAGGCGACAAGUGAUUGUAUCACGGUCAUCACCUACACCCACAGCAUCAUCCACCGAAGUCACGUCUUCUGGUAAUGAUGCUCAUAGCCAUUCUGAUAGGCAGAACCCAACGCCUGGCUCGCGUUUCGGCCCCCUCUCUCUCGCCAUUGGUUAUUUUGCAGGGUUCGUUCGGGGUUUUAGAUCGUCAUCUCACAUGUUCCUCCCAGAGAUUUCUUCACUACAAACACAAGUCACAGAUCUGCAAACAUCCCUAACUGCUGCAGAAGAUGCACUUUAUGCGGCAAACAGGACCACCCAAGUGUCACAAGAGCGAUGCUUAGGCAUCCUUCAAGAUCUCCAUAAUGCUCGUGUCAACAUCGCCGAUUUAGAAAGUCGGGCCGCAAUGGAGGCAAUUGAAAAGGACAGCUUGCUACAGGAAGUUGGUCAUCUCAAGGAAGAGGUAUCACGCCUGCAGAGUGGUGUGGAACAAAUAACCCAAAUUGCACGCGGUUUGAUCCCGCUGUAGUAACUUAAUUUUCGGUUGCUUGGUCUAGCACACAAGUUUAACUUGACGAGAAAGUACAUGUAAAGUUAACGACCUCAUGAUGUAUACUACAUAGCUCCAGGACAAUGAAUACUAUGUUAAUAUCCAA